Messenger RNA from Calypte anna (Anna's hummingbird), 560 nucleotides. Its product is annotated as protein MRP-126. Gene Ontology annotation, cellular component: extracellular exosome; cytoplasm. Gene Ontology annotation, molecular function: calcium ion binding. The transcript has 3 exons. The record is from RefSeq and is a predicted model, not a curated record. Gene Ontology annotation, biological process: endothelial cell migration. Bases 56 to 415 code for a protein of 119 amino acids. NCBI's taxonomy places the organism in Eukaryota, Metazoa, Chordata, Aves, Apodiformes, Trochilidae.
CCCCACUCAGGAGCAGCCCCACUCCAGCCUGAGGAGAUCUCACUGCUUCACCAAGAUGAGCAAGACCUCCCAGACCCAGGAAUCUCUCUCUGACCUUGAGAAGGCCAUGAAUGUCAUCAUUGAUGUCUUCCACCUGUAUUCAAGAAGGGAGGGGGACAUGGACACCCUGACCAAGAAGGAGCUGAAGCUCUUGAUUGAGAAGCAGCUCGUGAACUACCUGAAGAACGUGAAGAACAAGGCCACCAUUGAUGAAAUCAUGAAGGACCUGGACAUCAACAAGGAUGCUCAGAUCAGCUUCUGUGAGGUGAUGCUGCUGAUCACCCGGGUGACCAUUGCCACCCAUGAACACCUCCAUGAUAUUGAAGACCACCAGCACAAACACCAUCACCAUCACCAGCAGCAGCAGCACCACUGAGCCAGACUGCAGCCCCUGGCCAAAGGCACCCACAAAAUACUCACAGCCCCUGGUUUCUCCCCUCCACCCCUCUCCCCACCUCCCUCCUUCCAUCCUUCGUGGUUUUGCUGCCAAAUAAAGCUUUGCCCUGAGGCUGCUCAAGAUC